UUGGUCGCAAGUACGGAGCUUUUGCCACUCCGCCGGGACCCUCGGACGCUGGCCGGAUAGCAAGCGCCGUUCUGCUAAGCGCUGUUCUGGGGCGCCUCGGAUUCAUUUUGUGUUGUAGACUUUUCUCUACGGUGAAAUUUGGGUAGAGCUCACUUGGAAAUACCUGCAUCUUGGUGUAAGAGAAUCUGACUCUUCAGACUGAGCUGAAGGAAGCAAUCCACAUAGGUUCUGAUUGAAAAUAAAAAAAGAAAGGGAUUAUUACCACAGAGUAAUUCCAUAACAUGUGGCUUCCUGAGCUGCCCUAAAAGAUUAAAGGUUGCACAAAACUUAAAAGAAGCAGAAGCAGCAGUUUCAUUCACUUGUUAUUGGACUUGAAACUCCUUUGACCUUGGAAACUGAAGAUGAGGUUGCCAUGGGAACUGCUGGUGCUGCAAUCAUUCAUGUUGUGCCUUGCAGAUGACUACACACUGCAUGGCCCAAUUUUUGUUCAAGAACCAAGUCACAUAAUGUUUCCUUUGGAUUCUGAGGAGAAAAGAGUGAAAAUCAGUUGUGAAGUUAAAGGGAAUCCAAAGCCUCACAUCAGGUGGAAGUUCAAUGGAACAGAUGUUGACAUUGGUAUGGACUUCCGCUACAGUGUUGUUGAUGGCAGCUUGUUGAUAAAUAACCCCAAUAAGACCCAAGAUGCUGGAAUGUACCAGUGCAUAGCUACAAACUCCUUUGGAACAAUUGUAAGCAGAGAAGCAAAGCUUCAGUUUGCUUACCUUGAAAACUUUAAAACAAGAACAAGAAGCACAGUGUCGGUCCGUCGAGGUCAGGGAAUGGUACUCCUGUGCGGCCCGCCACCCCAUUCUGGAGAGUUGAGCUAUGCCUGGAUCUUCAAUGAAUACCCUUCCUACCAGGAUAACCGCCGCUUCGUUUCUCAAGAGACUGGAAAUCUGUAUAUUGCCAAAGUAGAAAAAUCCGAUGUUGGGAAUUAUACCUGUGUAGUUACCAAUACUGUGACGAACCACAAGGUCCUGGGGCCGCCCACACCACUAAUCCUGAGAAACGAUGGGGUGAUGGGUGAAUAUGAACCCAAAAUAGAAGUACAGUUUCCAGAAAUGGUCCCAGCUGAAAAAGGAACAACAGUCAAGCUGGAAUGCUUUGCCUUAGGAAACCCAGUCCCAACUAUUCUAUGGCGAAGAGCUGAUGGAAAGCCAAUAGCAAGGAAAGCCAGAAGACAUAAGUCAAAUGGAACUCUGGAAAUUCCUAAUUUUCAGCAGGAAGAUGCUGGUUCAUAUGAAUGUGUGGCUGAAAACUCCAGAGGCAAAAAUGUAGCUAAGGGACAGUUGACUUUUUAUGCUCAACCUAAUUGGGUUCAAAAAAUAAACGAUAUCCAUGUGGCCAUGGAAGAGAGUGUCUUCUGGGAAUGUAAAGCAAAUGGUAGGCCCAAGCCUACCUACAGGUGGCUAAAGAAUGGUGACCCCCUGUUAACACGGGAUAGAAUACAAAUCGAGCAAGGAACACUCAACAUAACAAUAGUGAACCUCUCAGAUGCUGGCAUGUACCAGUGUGUGGCAGAGAAUAAACACGGAGUUAUCUUUUCCAGCGCUGAGCUUAGUGUAAUAGCUGAGAGUCCAGAUUUCUCAAGAACACUCUUGAAAAGAAUGACGCUUGUCAAGGUGGGAGGUGAAGUUGUCAUCGAAUGUAAGCCAAAAGCAUCUCCAAGACCUGUCUACACCUGGAGAAAGGGACGAGAAAUAUUAAGAGAAAAUGAAAGAAUUACCAUCUCUGAAGACGGAAACCUCAGAAUCAUCAAUGUGACUAAAUCUGAUGCUGGCAGUUACACCUGUAUUGCCACUAACCAUUUUGGAACUGCCAGCAGUACUGGGAAUGUGAUCGUGAAAGACCCAACAAAGGUGAUGGUUCCCCCUUCCAGCAUGGAUGUCACUGUGGGAGAAAGCAUUGUUCUUCCCUGCCAGGUGACACAUGAUCACUCCCUGGACAUUGUGUUUACUUGGUUGUUUAAUGGGCACUUGAUAGACUUUGACAAAGAUGGAGACCAUUUUGAAAGAGUCGGAGGGCAGGAUUCAGCUGGUGAUUUGAUGAUCCGAAACAUCCAACUGAAGCAUGCUGGGAAAUAUGUCUGCAUGGUCCAAACAAGUGUGGACAAACUCUCGGCUGCUGCAGACCUGAUUGUAAGAGGCCCUCCAGGUCCUCCUGAGGCUGUGACAAUAGAUGAAAUCACAGAUACCACUGCCCAGCUGUCGUGGAGACCUGGACCUGAUAACCACAGCCCCGUCACCAUGUAUGUCAUCCAAGCAAGAACUCCAUUCUCCGUGGGCUGGCAAGCAGUCAGUACAGUUCCAGAACUCAUUGAUGGGAAGACAUUCACAGCAACUGUGGUGGGUUUGAACCCCUGGGUUGAGUAUGAAUUCCGCAUUGUUGCAGCUAACGUGAUUGGCAUUGGGGAACCCAGCCGGCCCUCAGAGAAACGGAGGACAGAAGAGGCCCUCCCGGAAGUCACACCAGCUAAUGUCAGCGGUGGUGGAGGCAGCAAGUCGGAACUGGUUAUAACCUGGGAGACAGUACCAGAGGAAUUACAGAACGGCAGAGGCUUUGGUUACGUGGUAGCCUUCCGGCCACAUGGCAAACUGAUCUGGAUGCUCACAGUGCUGGCUUCAGCAGAUGCCUCCAGAUACGUGUUCAGGAAUGAGAGCGUCCGCCCGUUCUCUCCCUUUGAGGUCAAAGUGGGUGUCUUCAAUAACAAAGGAGAAGGCCCUUUCAGUCCCACUACAUUGGUGUACUCUGCUGAAGAAGAACCCACCAAGCCACCAGCUAGUAUCUUUGCUAGGAGUCUUUCUGCAACGGAUAUUGAAGUUUUCUGGGCCUCCCCUAUUGGGAAGAAUAGAGGACGGAUUCAAGGUUAUGAGGUAAAAUAUUGGAGACAUGAUGACAAGGAAGAAAAUGCUAGAAAAAUACGAACAGUUGGAAAUCAGACAUCUACAAAAAUCACCAACUUGAAAGGGAGUGCGCUGUAUCACUUAUCUGUCAAGGCAUAUAACUCAGCUGGGACAGGACCCUCCAGUGCAACAGUCAAUGUCACGACCAGGAAGCCACCACCAAGCCAACCCCCCGGAAACAUCAUAUGGAAUUCAUCAGACUCCAAAAUUAUCCUGAACUGGGAUCAAGUGAAGGCCCUGGAUAAUGAGUCAGAAGUAAAAGGCUACAAAGUCUUGUACAGAUGGAACAGGCAAAGCAGCACGUCUGUCAUUGAGACAAACAAAACAUCAGUGGAGCUUUCUUUACCUUUUGAUGAAGAUUACAUCAUAGAGAUCAAGCCAUUCAGUGAUGGAGGAGACGGCAGCAGCAGCGAACAAAUCCGAAUCCCAAAGAUAUCAAAUUCCUAUGCAAGAGGAUCUGGGGCUUCUACCUCCAAUGCGUGCACACUGUCAGCCAUCAGCACAAUAAUGAUAUCUCUCACAGCCAGGUCUAGUUUAUGACAAAAGUUAUCUAAAGGACUUGCUAUUUAUAAUAUAAGCAACAUUUAGCUAGUUGUUUUGAAGACGCCCAGUACUAAGUAAUAUUGUUGUUCAAGUACAUCUUAUUACUGGAAAAAAAAUGUUUUUGCUUCGUUAGGAAUGCCAUUACACAGUACUUCCUCAAAGCAAAUCUAGCUUUGUCUGAAGUUUCUUUGGAAACUCUGCAAUGCACUGAAGACAUCUGUAAUAUGAUGUUACCAAAGCAGUUUA
Messenger RNA from Psammomys obesus (fat sand rat), 3731 nucleotides. RefSeq names its product contactin-4. Lineage: Eukaryota; Metazoa; Chordata; Mammalia; Rodentia; Muridae. Gene Ontology annotation, molecular function: cell-cell adhesion mediator activity. The coding region runs from base 402 to 3482 and encodes 1026 amino acids. The transcript has 25 exons. Gene Ontology annotation, biological process: brain development; cell-cell adhesion. The record is from RefSeq and is a predicted model, not a curated record.